Pyrus x bretschneideri (Chinese white pear) is the source of this 2733-nucleotide messenger RNA. RefSeq lists its product as uncharacterized. The record is from RefSeq and is a predicted model, not a curated record. The transcript is spliced from 5 exons. Lineage: Eukaryota; Viridiplantae; Streptophyta; Magnoliopsida; Rosales; Rosaceae. Bases 1 to 1980 code for a protein of 659 amino acids.
AUGGUGAUUUUCCCAAUAGCUCGUUAUGAGUGGACUCACCUAAGGAUCCAGGAUUUCAAGUCAGUGGCUGAGUACAAUUCUGUGAUGUUCAGAAUUAGCUCUCAAAUGAAACUCUAUGGGAAAACCAUCACUGAGAAAGAUAUGCUGGAAAAGACCUUCAGCACUUUUCAUGCCUUAAAUGUGCUCCUACAACAAUCCUAUAGAGAACGAGAUUUCACUGAAUACAACCAGCUAAUAUAUGUGCUCUUGGUAGCUGAACACAACAAUGAGCUCCUGAUGAAAAAUCAUCAGUCUCAACCUACUGGAUAUGCACCAUUCCCAAAAGUGAAUGUUGAUUCCCUCGAAGUAAACGCCACUUCCUCUGGUGGAAGUUCAGCCAUGGACCUUUACUGCUCUUUUGGGAGCCUUUGUCGACCUGGGUUUGGCUUAUAUCCUGCUAUGCGUUUGUUGCUUAUUGACGGGCCUGUUGGGACAAUCGGUGCUGUCCAUAAGUUGGUGAAUAGCAAGUUCCCGUUUGAUGUUCUUUGGUCUAGGGAUCAAAGGUGCAACUUGAAUAGGAAACUGAUCAGAGAUGUAAAUUGUGAGAAUAGAGUUCGUGAGUUGCAAGGUGAAGCAGCUUCUAGUCCAUUUUCGAGUCCCAGAUUGCAAAACCUGGUUGAUAGGGAAAGUGGGUACGACACUAAGGGGAAGAGGGUUAUGGUUCUGAAGAAAAGGACUGGAAUUCGGCGCUCUAGGAGGGCGGCUCCUGAAUAUGAAAGGCUUCCUUCUUACUAUCCAAGUGAUAGUUCAAAGUUGUUUGCUCACAUAUUCCCUUUUCCUUGCGAUGACAUAGAUACAAGAGAGAUGUCAGGUGAAAGCUCAAUUGCCAUAGCUGGUAGAGAAGAUUAUGUGAAAGCACCAACUGGAAAUGAUAUGGCUGAGAGUAUCUGCCAAAGUUCUGAAUUGAGUGGAUCAUUUGGUGAGAGUAAGGACGUGGACAUUAGUUAUACGCAAGAAAAGGCUCCCGUUGUUGGAAAUGAAACUGAUAAACUCAGGGUGUUGCAAGAAGCACUGGAAAAAGAGAAAGCUGCUUGUGCUGCUCUUUAUCUAGAGCUAGAGAAAGAGCGAGCUGCUGCUGCAAGUGCUGCUGACGAAGCGAUGUCCAUGAUAGCACGUCUGCAAAAGGAUAAAGCAUCAAUAGAAAUGGAAGUGAGGCAGUAUCAGAGGAUGAUGGAAGAAAAAUUUGUUUAUGAUGAAGAGGAGAUGGGUGUUCUGAAAGAGAUUCUUCUUAGGAGGGAGAUGGAGAACCAUUUUUUGGAGAAGGAAGUUGAAUCGUAUAGGCAAAUGAGCUUCUUAGGAAAUGAACGGUCUGAUGCUGAUUUGAGUGCUAUGUUGUGUGAAUCGGGAAAAAGGCCUUCACCUUCUGUUGAGUCAAAUACAGAUGCACUGCUGCAGCAGACUGCUGAUAGUAAAUCUAACUGUACGGAAUUCGGAAAUAUUGCAAAUAGUACUUCUCAAUAUGAGGCUUCAUUUGUUGAAAAACAAAUUCAUCCUAAUGAACAUGAUUCACUUGAGAAAUGUGUACUUUCAGAAGGGGAAGAAAAAGUACACACGGAAGAUGUAAUGUGCCAAGAAAUAACUCCUGAAGCAGCCCAAGCUCAUAUUGGUACUGAGGAAAACUUACAUUGUGAUGGAGUGCAACAGCAUGAUGGGGAUCUUCAGAGAAAUUUGCAUGGUUCAAUGCUUGAUAUUGAGCCAGCUUUUUAUGAUGUUCAUGUCGUUGAUGGUAAAACUGAACUUUGGAAAGAAGAAAGUAGAUCAUCAUUUUAUACUACAUUGGAUGGAUCCCAAGAUUUUGCUUCUACAUUUGGAGCUACCGGGGUCAGGAGCAGUGAGUUAUUACAAGGUUUUCCAAGUACAAGCCAGGUGGAUACUGAACCUAAAUUCAUUGCAAGUUCUUUGGAUAUGCAUUGUGGGUUACCGAUGAUGGAUAACUCCUGAUGCAAAACCUUGGUGAUAGACUCAAUGAAGAACUCGUUGUCCACAGUAAAUAAUGAAAGGUUGAAGAUUGACACUGAGGAUGAUUUGCUAAUGGAAAAGCUACAGAUUCUAGAAGAGAGAAAAGAGAAGCUGACUUCCUCUUCUCAACAUGGGGAGAGGCAAGAAAACCCAUCAUGUUUGGAGGAGAUUGGGAACCCGCUUUGCAAGAUUCAGCAGAUAAGAGAUCCUGCGCGCUGGGCUUCUUUACAUCCUUUGUCUUCUAAGGUGAGUUUGAAUAACAAACGCUGCCAAAGUACGCCCUCGGAGGCACUGGAAUGUACAAGUUCCUAAAGCAUGUACGAUUGUACAGUAAUUCCCGGACUAGUGAUUUAUCGGAAUCUUGUUGCUUCAAGUCCUUUAAAUCUGAUUUAUGGUUGGAAGGAAUCUGUAAACCAAUUGUAUAUUCCCACUACAAAAGCUCUGUAGUUAGACUGUAGCUGCCAGUUGCCUACUCUUGAUAACUUUUGUGCUGUGUGUAAAAGGGGGUUCACAAGUCACAACCAUGUUCCUCAGCUGAUCUGUCCCACCUUGUUUUCCUUUUGUAAAUGAUAUAAAAAGGAAAAUGCCCCCCAAAUCAUAGCCACCAUAACUUAUGGCCUUGAGGGUUGCAGAUGGAUGCAAUGAUUGUCCUUCUAGCUUCUCAUGUUCUUCUCACUUUUCUCAUUACAUUUUCAUCAUCUUAAUAAGAAAGAUUUCGCUACAGUUUCUAGCUAA